This is a messenger RNA of Melanotaenia boesemani (Boeseman's rainbowfish), 6682 nucleotides long. It is a transcript of the gene rab40c, whose product is annotated as RAB40c, member RAS oncogene family. The coding region runs from base 1128 to 1967 and encodes 279 amino acids. Gene Ontology annotation, molecular function: GTPase activity; GTP binding. NCBI's taxonomy places the organism in Eukaryota, Metazoa, Chordata, Actinopteri, Atheriniformes, Melanotaeniidae. The record is from RefSeq and is a predicted model, not a curated record. The transcript has 6 exons. Gene Ontology annotation, cellular component: plasma membrane; endosome; synaptic vesicle. Gene Ontology annotation, biological process: protein localization to plasma membrane; intracellular signal transduction.
GUUGUGCAGUGUUGAAGAGACACAGCUGUGAUUAUGACUGAGUAUAAUGGAGAGUCAUGGAAACAUCACGAGCUGAGAUCACGGAAUACAGCUACAGAGAUUCUGACUGGACGUAAAAACCAUACAGCUUUGUGAUUCCGCUGCAAUUGUGGGAAUAUUCUGGAUCAUUUACAAGGCAUAGAAGUCGCGGAAAUCUUUGUCAACCCGGACUAAACGAAGACAAGGGGGCCUGAAUUUAUUUAGACGUUGGUUGAAGUUAAGCUAGCUAAAAUAGCAAUAAGCUUCCCGUUAUAUAACGCUUUUCUUUUUUAUUAACUUCAAAGUUAUAAAGCAAUACAUUUUAUGUCUGACUGUGGCGUGACAGUAUUUUACUAAGUAUUAAUUUAGUUAUGAGCAGCAGUGAGAGCAGCUAAGCUAGCUGGCUAGCUCCAGAGAGGACUAGCUUCUUGUUGCUAAGUUAACCAGAGAGCCUCACUUAAAUGGGAGCAACCAUUCACACCUCAGGUUUGGUAGCUUUUUAGCAGACUACAGAACGUAUGUCAUCAAGUAUUAAAGCUAAAAAAUGUUCAAAGUGGCGCCAAGUUUUUUAUAAUAAUUCCACUAUAAGCAUGCUUUUGCUUUUUAUUUAGCUUUUUUUGGGGGUUUUACCUUUCAAACCAGCUAAAACCACUUGAGUUUAACUCUGGUUAUCUUUGCUUUUAAUCCUUAUUUGAAGUUGCUUAACUAAGACAAACUGGGCAAAUUUAGGUCACGCGUAUAUAUUGUUUUGGUUGUUUACAUGGGACUUUUCCCCCCGUGUGUUCUACCUUUCCUAAAAACGUCUUCUAUCUUUAACUCGUGCUGUAAAAAUGCCUUGCUUUCCAGAAGCUCGUUCUUGGCACCCGCUUUGUUUUUCAAGUAGGAGAUUCCCUUGAGACUGUGGUCCUUUUAAAAAAAGGGAAAAAAAAGUCUGAAAUACUCAUUUAAAGAGGCAAAACAAAUACUUAAGUGUUGGACCCACUUUCCACAAGUUCAUGGCAUAACAGACUUUGUUUUGAAUCAAGAAGGAUAACACAUAAGGGUGCAGGUGAAGCUACCCAUCCACGUUUCCAGCCGCUCAUCUUCAGCCUCUUGCAUUCAGAGGGGAGAUGGGCAGCCAAGGCAGCCCGGUGAAAAGCUAUGACUACCUGCUCAAGUUCCUCCUGGUGGGAGACAGCGACGUGGGCAAAGGAGAGAUCCUGGACAGCCUGCAGGAUGGAUCUGCAGAGUCUCCGUACGCUUACAGUAGCGGUAUCGAUUAUAAAACCACCACAAUCCUUUUGGAUGGGAGGAGAGUGAAGCUGGAGCUUUGGGACACCUCGGGUCAGGGGAGAUUCUGCACCAUCUUUCGCUCGUAUUCCCGCGGUGCUCAGGGGAUCCUGCUGGUUUAUGACAUCACCAACCGCUGGUCCUUUGACGGCAUCGACAGGUGGAUCAGGGAGAUCGACGAGCAUGCACCAGGUGUGCCUCGCAUCCUCGUAGGUAAUCGUCUACACCUGGCCUUCAAGAGGCAGGUACCCACCGAGCAGGCGAGGGCAUACGCUGAGAAGAAUGGCAUGACCUUCUUCGAAGUGAGCCCUCUGUGCAACUUCAACGUCAUCGAGUCCUUCACAGAGCUGUCGCGCAUCGUCCUCAUGAGGCACGGCAUGGAGAAGUUCUGGAGGCCCAACAGAGUCUUCAGCCUCCAGGACCUCUGUUGCAGAGCCAUCGUCUCAUGCACGCCUGUCCAUCUCAUCGACAAGCUCCCGCUUCCCGUUGCCAUCAAGUCCCACCUCAAGUCCUUCUCCAUGGCCAACGGCAUGAACGCCGUCAUGAUGCACGGACGCUCCUACUCGCUGGCCAACCCGGCCGGUGGCUCCAAAGGCAACAGCCUGAAGCGUCCCAAGUCCAUCCGUCCGCCACAGAGCCCGCCUCAGAACUGCACCCGCAGCAACUGUAAAAUCUCCUAACUGAGCUGGAACAUGGAGGGUGCGGACAUCCCACCCUCCUGAGAGAGUGCUAAAGACAAUAACGCACUUUCCAGGUGAGGGGGGUGGGACACAGAACAACUACGAGUCUUUGACUUGAUUUUCACUACAUCUGCUAUGGAAGCACAGACUCUUGGCUCCAGUGUUAUCUACCUGUACAGAAAUGUUUCACAGACUCAUAUUUACUUGCUCUACAUGAUGAAGCUCUGCUCUUCGCUUCAUGUUGCACAGGUGUCUUCUUUCUGUCCACGUCUCUUUCCUGUUUCAGUGACCAAUAAGCUACAAUCAGACACUAAUAACCUGUCAGCUCUUCAGUUAUUAUCAUAUAUUCACGGCUGGUUCAAAGUAUCACCUGCUUCCCUCCUAAAAACCUUAUGGGCACAACCUGGUCAACUCUCAGAUCCAGACUUGUUAUUGUGCCUUGAGUCCAGUACAGGAGUCUAAGAUUCAGGUAGCACCAAGCUCCAAAAACCCACAGAGGUUCAUCUUUAAUUAUCCUGCUGUUCGCAGGGGAGCCAGUGAUGCUUGUUGCUAUGGAUAUCGUGCAAAAAUAGACAGCCUAUUUUAAGGUCUUUUCAUCUUUAAUGAACUUUAUUUUUUAUUUAAACCCAGAAAACAACACUUGAACAAAGCUGUGUUGCUUAGCUAAAAGCAGACUCAAAGGGACUGUUUUCAGUGGCAGAGUAAUCAUUUGGAAUUUAGGCAGCAGGAUGAUGGUGUUAUGAUGGUGUUUGUGGCACUGAGGUGUAGAUUAGCAUUAGACUUCUCCUUUAAAUAGAUUCAUCCAUCUGUGUUUGGAUAAAUAAGUGAUGCGUCUUUGACUCUGGAGUUUCUGGUAGUUUGAAGAUGAGAUGAAAGACGACAGAUUCACAAAUUAGAUUCAUUCUCCCCCUCUUCCUCCUCCUCCUCUUUUCUUUUGUUCUCCCUGUCGACUGUCUGGGGACUCUUCAGAUUUCUCUGCUCACCUGUCAAAUGCAGGAGAAAGCUCUCUGGUAGUGAUCCUCCACCCAGAACCCGUCUGUGUGCUCAUCAGUAGGAUGGAUUAACUGUUUUAGGUAUUGUUGUAAAUCUCAUCAUUAACAUAGCUGCUAAUUAGGAGGAUGGAUGCCGUUACAGUUUUGUAAAGAAAAUGUUCUCUGAUAUGAUGAUUUGCUGUUUUUCUUUAAACUGAACCCCCUGUUUUCCACUGACAUCAUUAAUGGUGAAAAGUGAGCCAUAUUUAUCGUGUUUUAAUCCUCUCUGACUAUGUUGCCUUUUUUUCAUCAUCAGACCUACUUUCAUGCCGAUAGUUUUCCAGGUAAAUUUGUUAGAAACAUUAUAAACACUGACAGCUCUUGGUGGUUUAUGUAGGAUUUUCAGUUUUUCAACUGUUUCUACUGUUGGUGUAAAUUGUGAGGGUCACAACGUGAGCAGAACACAAAAGAAAAACACGAUGCAGCAGCAGGAAGUUGGAGUAUAAACAAAGUAAACCAUUCACAUGUAGACUAUGCUACAGGUUUAUUAGCUCUGCGGGCGCAACCAUCUUCACUUAAGAUUGGAUGUUUUGAAAAUAAGUUACAUCACUACAUACGAUCAUACGUACUCCAAAAGAAAUCUGAUAAUGAACUAGAAAAUAUAGACGGGCUUCUUUUAAAUAUCACAAUUCAAAAGUCCAUGUAGAUGCAUCAGAUCUGAUUAUUUAUUAUAUUUAUCUGAUUAUGAUGGUCAUGUAAAUCAGCUCAGUAUUGAAUUAACAUGUUGGAUUGGUUUGAAACAACAGGGUAAAUAACAUGGCACGUCCACAGCGGGGCUAUGGCAAUGACGGCAUAGGGAGAUGUAGAUGUCUCCAAGAAGUCACUGUUGUUAAAGAUAAAGUGUCGUUUAGAUGCAGAUCAGAUAACAAAUGUGUGAUUUUAAGACUACUUUUUAUUGGGUCUGCUGCAGGGGGUGGCACUGUUGGACCAAUUUGCUGCACCCCUGCACAUAUGGGACCCGAAAAAUAGUUUUUACAUUUUCUUGGGGGAUACACAGUGUUUCUUGACUUUAUGGGCAUUGUGUGGUUCCUAAAGUGGAGAUUUAUUAGAGAGGAGAUGAAAAAUAAUAGCGAACAACAUGUUCACACCAGCAUCGCUGGUCAGGAUUACUUUUAGUUUUUGUGUUUAAUUUAUUGUUAGAAUAUUUUUAUAUGAGCUGUUUAAUUGGAGCCAUGUCUGCAGAUGAUAAUAAAUUCUGAUCACAAAGACUUGAUUAGCCAUCAUUAAAACAAUCAGCAGCCAUAUUUCUCCCUCCGCUGCAUUUAGGGUCAGCAGGAAAAAUGGCCGUCUCUGGUAAAUGUAGUUCAGCAUCAGUGCCUUGCUUCGUGGGAUCAGGCUGAGCUGGCACUCGUGUAGAAACAAGUCCCAACACGUGAAUUCUUCCGAGUCGCUGAAUGCAGCACGUCGUCUCUUCUUCUCUCUGCCUCUGAUGUACCUCGCUGCCUCCGCAUGCCGUCCCAUGAUUCAUAGCUGCUGAAUAAUAGAUGCUCCUUUCAUGGAUCUCUGGAGGGCCUCCUCUACGUUCCUCCUCGCUGCUCUUUCAUCCUGCACUCUGCGAGCUUUAUUCCUCGUCAUUUGUGAGGAUUAGCGGCUGGUGUUCAGCUUCAUUCGUUUUUAAUUCUGUUUUCUUUGCCUCUUCAAGUGUUUGAUGGAAACUUCUGUCUGAUUCUGGUCCCGUUCAGCUCAGUCUGUUUCUUUCUUAGCUUCCAGACUUAAAGAUGUUUUGAUUUAGAAAAGCUUUCUGCUUCCCACUCCAAUCCAGAGUCAGAUUACUGCAGCAUUAAGAGACCAGACAAGUGCUUUUACUUGGUUCAGCCAAUUUACUAUUUCCUGUAAGUGUUCUGCUCUUUGGACUUCAGACAUCCACCUGCAGCCUUUUAUUGCUGAUUGCACCACUAGUUGUUUCAUUGAAAACUUUUAUGCAGAUUUAAUGAUUUUUAAUAGACAAGACCGUUAAAUUUGUCCAUGAAUUUGGUUAAAAAUUAUAUUUUAUACAGCUUUACUAUGAUUUAGAGAUUAGAGCUGCAAAUUUCCAUUAUGUAGACGACUUUAGAAACAUAAAACACUAAUUUAACACUUAAAGCUUUUUAAAAACUUAAUCUGGAUUUUUCUAUUUAGUAUGAGUAUAUUUUUCAAAAUGUUCUUUAAACCAACAAAGUUCCCAAAACCACCAGAGAUUUCAGACCCUGGAUUUCAGAGCUGGAAAAUGGUUUGAACUCUGUUAGUAUUUAUAGAUGUGCCAACUAGACUCCAGAUGUCUGAGUUUCAUACAGGAUCAACUACAUUCUGGUUUGUGUUUACAUUUAAACCAGAUCAGAUUAAGUUGUGGUUGGAUCCACUGGGACCUGGUCUGGAGUCAGUUUCUGUCCAAACUCUGGAACUUCAGAGCCGCCAACUGUUCUGGUCCAGGAGUAAAACGGAGACCAAGCAGAUGAACUGAUGCUCUGCAAGCGUCAUGUUUGAAGUCAACGUCUCCCCAGUUGUUUUUUUGCUGGGUAACAUGACCCAGAAUUACUUAUUAAAGUAUUUUUCAAAAUAUUAUACAUUUACUUCAAUUUUCUAAUUGAUGGUAUACACCCAUGCACGACUGAGUAUUAACCCCUUAACACCUACAUUUAUUCACAAUUGUAUGAAAACUGAAUAAACACAGGAAAAAUAAGUAAAAAAUAUCUCAAAUAAAAUAUACACUGCCUGCCCUGCUGCAGGUUUAGUGGUGCAGCAGUUACCCCCCUCCCCACCAGAAAACAGCUUCCCAACGUUGUUUCAGCUGUUUUAAACCGGUGUUUGUGAUCCAGUCUACCGCCCAGGAAUUAAACUUGUGGUGGAAAAGCAAAAAAGGUUCUUAGAAGAUUCUGAAGUUGUUCAGAAAAGUAUAAAUAUAUUCCCUCCUUUAUCUGAGCAGCAUCCAUCACUGGCUCCCGUUUUUAUUAAAUAUGAGCAGGAAGCAGGUAAACGAGGUUGUCGGUCCAUCCACCCACCUGAUGCCAUCAUGACUUCUAACAUGUUCACAGAGGAUCCACCCUGAUGAUUCUGCUGUAGCUCCACCGUUACGCUCCAGAUUUAUUCUGUGAAAUAUGUCAUAAAAAAGUACUUUAAUUUUCUCCACAGGAUGAAUCCUCUUCACUUCAAAAGAGUGAAAAUCUGCACAAAAACUAAUCUGUUCCAGAUGUAGACACACAAACCCAAACAGAGAAGAUGUUAUUUUAAAGAAGAAGGUUGAAAGUGUUUCUUCUCUUGAAGGAAGAAGAAGCGACUCCCGGGUUACCACGAUUAAUUUUCACCUCUUUGUCUCCAUGGUAAUGAGCAUGAUGAGACCUUCUAGGUUUAAAGCAGUGAAACACUUCCUCCUUGUUUUGCCUUUCCUUUCUCUCACCUGAACUUUUUUUUUUUGUUUUUGUUUUUUUAUUAAAUAUUUGCAAAGGAUUGUGGGAUGUUUGGCCUCAGGAUGCCUUCAGGGCUUCCCUCUGAUAACGCUCCCUGUAUUUAAACCUGUAAAACACUAUUCCUGUUUUCUGAUUUUGGCUGAAGCUGCUGAGUAACCUGAAAUGUGUGUGAGAGUGUGUGUGAUGAUGUUCUUCAAACACCAAGCUCUACAUUGUUUUCUUUUCUAAAUUAUUGAUUGUACAGUUCAAGGCGAUGUGUAUGAAGAAACUUUUUCACAAUUAAAAUGAAUGUUGAAGUCAA